Messenger RNA from Saccharomyces kudriavzevii IFO 1802, 711 nucleotides. It is a transcript of the gene FMP10, whose product is annotated as Fmp10p. The transcript has a single exon. The coding region runs from base 1 to 711 and encodes 236 amino acids. The record is from RefSeq and is a predicted model, not a curated record. Lineage: Eukaryota; Fungi; Ascomycota; Saccharomycetes; Saccharomycetales; Saccharomycetaceae.
AUGCUUAAAAGAAUUACACUGGGGCAGUUGAGAAAGUAUACGAAUGGCAUUGUCUUCAAAACGGCCUCCAAACCUAAAAGAAAGUGGAUUCCAUGGUCAAUUUUUGGUGCAAGCUUCCUUGGGGGAUGGUACUUAACGCAGCACAUGACAUUCACAGACCUGCUAGCCUAUUGGAGAUAUGACGCUCUUCCCAAGGAUGCAGAUGAAGUCCUCAAAUAUCAUGCGGAUUUGAACAGGCGCCUGAAUGAUUUAUCUAUCGUGAAACAGUUGGAGGAAGCUGGUUUCGUACAAGUGAUUGCUAAUGAAGACAAAAACUUGUUGGUGUCGAAGGCAUUAAACACUCCUGGCGGGAUUGCUAUACCACCUAGAGUCUAUUAUAACCCAAGUAGACGUGAAACUGUCGGGCUAUACCAUUUAGGAAUGAAACUGACAGGCUAUCCCUUUUUGAUUCAUGGGGGCAUAUUGGCAACAGUGAUCGAGGACCUGAUGAAAGAAGCCAUUAGACUUGAAAAAGGGACCAAAAACAUAAACCAAGAGACCAAGGAUUUGAGUAUCUCAUACAAAUUCCCCACGCUGGCAAAUCAGUUUGUUGUAGUAAGAACUACCGAUCUUCAGCAAUAUGGUAACAAGACCAAAUUAAAGGCCGAACUGAUGGACCAAAGUGGCAAUAAGACAUUAGUCAAAGCUGAUGCUACCUUUGCUAGCGAGUAG